Messenger RNA from Fusarium verticillioides 7600, 4575 nucleotides. RefSeq lists its product as hypothetical. The transcript is spliced from 2 exons. Bases 2425 to 3615 code for a protein of 396 amino acids. The record is from RefSeq and is a predicted model, not a curated record. NCBI's taxonomy places the organism in Eukaryota, Fungi, Ascomycota, Sordariomycetes, Hypocreales, Nectriaceae.
CUCUUAGCUCCAAACUUGAAAGCUGAUGACGUCGAUUCUUCACCAGGAGGAAUGCCCCUCGACAUUGACCCCUCGCGGCUAUUAACUCCCGCUUACAUGCAGUCGGCGCAAUGAGAUGAAACUUCAUGCUGACGAGUCCCUUGUUUCAUUUCUCCAAGGCCAUGGAGAUCUACAGAAAAUUCCAGAGAAACUGGAGAAAUUGUGGAAGAUCAAUCAGUCACCCUUAUCAGUGGCAAAUUAUAGCAGGGGAAAAGGGGUCAACAGGGUCGGCACAUGGGGCCUGUCAGAGCUUGGAGUAGCCAAAACGGGGCUGAAUUGGAAGCCCAAUGAUGCAUCUCAGAUUGGGUUUUUGGUGUUGUUGAUGUUUGGGACCAAAAAAGCAAUCAACGGUGGGUAAAGCAGGGCAGACUUUUUCCCUCUCCCUCUUCGUUGGUCAUUACUCUGAUGCAGAUACGCGCGGAUCUUUAUCCCUUAUUAGCCUGUUCCGCCAGGGCAAGAUGAAGAAAGUGCCCUGAAGGAGUCGUCACGAGGUCCAUGUUGGUAGCGGGGCUGUAGCCGGGUUGGUGAUUGACAGUAAUGGGAUGUGAUAAGAGGUGACCAACUUGGUGACCAUGGACACCCAACCGACUUGUUCCAAGGCAGAGCGAGAAUAUGCAGGCUGAAGGGGAAAUGGAGUGACAAAGACUGAUAUAGCAUCACAUGUUAUCAAGGCUGUGACUGUACGUACGAGGGAGAGAGCGAAAGCAAUAUCAUGUCAUUGCAAGGUGAGAAGGGAUAUUUUGAACCCAUCGGAUCAGUCCCUCAGCAUCUGAGAUAGGCAGCCCAGGGCUGACCUUGGUACUAUUGGGAGAAAGUCCCUUUGAUACAGGCCUGACUUGCAUUGACGAGAGUCCCAUGUCGAGUGCAUGCAUUGGUGCUGCACGAUACCAGACAGACGUAACAUCAAACGUAGGAUCACAACAUGGAGACCCAACAGAAAGAGAAGAGCAUCUGGGAGGACGAGAUGCUAAAACGUGGUCACAGUCUGUGGCCUUGUAUCGCUUUUACGACAUGGCAUCUCGAUGUCUACCGUUUUUAGCAGGUUUUGCUAAUAAUGCCUCUCUUGCUCAUCGUCCAUCGUCCGUUGGCCAAAUUGGCUGGCAAAGGUCCCGUGGUUCAAAACCCUUUCCCAUCGUUUACAUUGGAUCCAUGGAAUUAAAUCUCUCGUCCCUGCAGACGGUGGAGGCUUUCAUCUGUGCGACUCACAUAAAUUGCCCCAUAAAUGCCCUGGAUAGUGCAAUCAUCCCGCCUUCAGUUGAUCCCGUGCCUUGAUCAAAAGUGCGCUGAUCUCUGGGAAAAGUUGAAGCUUGACUUGACCUCCAAAACGAAUUGUAAAGCCACCUACGCCGCCCGUCAGCCCCCCCAGUCAUUAUCAAUUCCAUUCACAUACCUUUUUCUUUAGCCUUUUGAAGCUCGUCUCAUCCAUUAAUGCAUCAUUCCCCCCUUCUCGAGUUCUGACUUUUGUCUCCCUUUCAUUGUUCAUUUCGGCAGACAAUAAAUAGAAUAUCCAUCUCGAAAGAUCCUUGCAAUUUACCAACAACGGGCAACGAGGCGAGCGACAUCCGGCAAAAGCAAUAAACUUAUUUUAGUUUAUCGUCUUCGUACAUGCACGCACCUGCACCUAGGCACAGUACAGUCAGUCAGUACCUUACGCUUGCUUGCGCCUCCAAACCUCUCUCUCUCUCUCUCUCCCUCCCUUGGCACCUACGAAUACGCUACAGCCCUAGCCAUAGCGCGCCCAAAGUCUCAGCCCGCUCUGCCCUGCCGGCCCCGAGCAUUGCACUUAACUCACCCACAAUCUGUCUAUCUCCGACUCUCUCUGUCUCUGUCUCUUCAACUCGUCGACCAAAUCUUGGAAUCAUUGUCUCGGCCAAUCUCUAGAGCAUCAGCCACAAAAACCCAAGUGCAUCACGCAGACCCUCAGACCGAGACGGCGUCAAGCGGACAACGGCAUUGCCGCGAUUAGCAGGUCCCUAAGAGCUAGCGCUGGCCGUUGCGGGUCUUUGUUUACGGAGUCCCCAGUAUUGUACCAGGAGCUACGGACUGUUUUACAGGGCAGAUAUACCUAGUCAAAAAGUCUCAGUUACACAAGGUCGCAUCACAUCUGAUUUUGUUUUUUUCUGCUUUUCCCGACUUGCUCAUCCGAUACUUCACACCCGCUACUUAAAUAUCUCUGCUGCCCGUCCGCCUGACUGUCAUCUGUCGUUGCUCUCCCACUUGCCGCUCUAGACUUGCAUUCCACGACUCUCGUUACUGACUCGACCUUACUGGGCAGUCCCAUACAAUCUUUUGCAGCAGCAAACGUUCUCCCGUAUAUAGUUUAUCAGCGAAAACCGUUGACGACGCUUAACCUCCAACGGUUAACAUCUGGGCUCAUCUGUCAACAUGAGUCUUGCCGAAGCAGCCCCCAUCACCCGCGAUGACCGUUUCGCCAACACUGAGUCUGUUGGUGAUCAACGGUUAGGUGACUCAACCCCCCGAGCCAGCGAUUUCAGCAACGAGGCCGAUCACAGAGAAGAUAUAAAGAAGGACGGGAAGAGCAAGAUGCGUAGCUUGUUCGGCCUCGGCAAGAAGAAAUCCUCUGUGCUUACCAAGUCUGACUCUAAACCCGACACAACCAACUCCAAGUCUGAAUCCCAAUCGGAGUCUCGUUCUGAGUCACAAACUCCUGCCAACGUGAACUCCAACCCUGCCACCCCAUCUCUAUCUCGAGAUGCUUCCAAGUUGUCCUCGAAACAGCCGUCAUGGCCUCCUGCUAGCGAGCAGAGCUUUACUCUUCCCUCAUCUCCAGGUCGCGGCUUCACCGGUUCUCCACGACUUUCUUCGCCAGCCACAUCACAGAUCUUUGAGCGUGAUGUUCAGGAUAGCACUGUCCUCAAGCCCAACUCUCCCGCCAUCCCUACACAUAUUCAGACCGAAAACUACAUUCCUCCCGUCCUUGACGAUGCGUCCGAGGCCAUCACGAACGAAAAGCUUGACCCCGAUACAGUCGAGAUUGUUACACACAGCUCGCAUCAACCCGCCGCUGUGACAGUUACAGGAACCAGCAAUGUUUUCCCCUCGUACGACCUUGGAGCCAGCGAGUGGGCAGCCGAGCUCGCCUCCUUUGCUGACCGAGAGGCUGUCUCGGCCGACAACGCUUCCAACUACGGUUCCCUGGACUCUUCCGAUGUCCGCCGGCUCUCAUUCAUUUCAUUUGCCGACGUUGUACAGGCUGAACACAACCCUCUUUCGGGUGUUGCGAGCUCCCGCGACAGCAUCCACCUCGCAGGACUUACGUCUCUCCCAGCAGCGGUCAACCGUUCGCCUUCGCCCAUUCGAUCACCCGUGUCGAGCCAAGGACCCGAGACAAGCCCUCCCACAAGCAACCCUGGCAGCAUGAAGGGUAUCGAGUUGAGUCCGACUCGAAGACCUCUUGGUAGCCCAACAAGCACAAACAACCUCAAGCUCAACCCUUCAGGGGGUGAUCUGAACAUCGAGACAAUGAGCCAGGCCCUACGACGAACCGGUAGCAGUGAUCUGAGCCAUGUUCGCAGCGGUCCUGCAAGCCCAAUUGAGGCAACUCACCUUCGUUAAUUGCAUUUUCAGCACGACAGGAGUACGCUAUUCGAGAAGGAGAAAUGAUGAUAUCCACAAAGCAAAUGCAAUAUUUUAUACAAUUUGGUGACUUUAGUUAUUUUUUUUAUUCUAUUCGACUUCGAUACCGUACGGGGAUCGACAUUUUUUCGGAGGGAUUGAGAAUGAGGAUACCGGGAUCUGGCAAUGGGAGUUGGAAGAGAGAGUUUUUACCAGGCGUCGAGACUUUGCGCGAUACAAGCACCAUGCACAUAUCAUGCUUUCUUGGUCUUUUUUCCAUCUUCUUUUCUGACGCGAGAAAAUACAAAGAAAUUGCCCAAAUUGGUAGUUAUGUAUUCAACAUCUUGCUCGGUUUACUUUCGCCUGGGUGAUUUCUUGCGGGUAAGGGACACGGUGAAUCAUGAUUUUGUGUCAUAUCCAUGAAAAGUUUGAGCAUCAGACGUUGAGAGAAGGGAGAUGGCAUGUUAACAUGUUAUGUGUAACCAAUACCGCGUUUGUUGUCGAUCAAUGGAAGUCUUUCUGCACAAGAUGAGCACGAAUAUGACCUUUCUUGGCAUGAGGAAGUUCUGAAACGGUGACUGCAGCUGUUGUGGACCAUGAUGAAGAAGUCUGUAGCUCUCUUGGUGAAAUCAUAGGUAGUCUUCAGCAUGGUCUGGUUAGUGGGGCUUUCGUCUCAUGAGCAAUGGUACAAGUUUCUAGAAUAUGAGAUGUAACCUUGUUGCUGGCCUCAAGAAGCAACAUGUGGAUUCUAUGCCCUUGUUGACAGUCGUAUAUCUUGGAGGAUUAAGAAGGUUUCCUUUUUUGAUAUAAAUCACUUGGACCGAUUGCGUGGCACCACAUGAGACAAGGAUAUAAUAUCAUGACGAAGCCCUAAGAAGGCUAUGCAUGGAAACACAAUUAGGCUCAUCAAAUAGACGCUCGUUAAUAGAAGCGGUGUGAUUCGGAAACCUGUGUUGCCUG